This is a messenger RNA of Lycium barbarum (goji berry), 1615 nucleotides long. RefSeq lists its product as uncharacterized. NCBI's taxonomy places the organism in Eukaryota, Viridiplantae, Streptophyta, Magnoliopsida, Solanales, Solanaceae. The transcript is spliced from 3 exons. The record is from RefSeq and is a predicted model, not a curated record. The coding region runs from base 110 to 1372 and encodes 420 amino acids.
UAUACCCUCUCAACUUCACUCUUCCCUUCAACUCAACCCCACCAAAACCAAAGAAAGAAAGAAACAAACAAACAGAGCGAAAUCAUACUCUUUGACAAGAGUCUCAGCCAUGGCUUCUUCAGCUCCUAGUCCACUUGCAAGAUUGUCACUUGAGCGUAGACCAAAAUUGCUUAAAGAAUUUCUUCUUCAAGACGAUCAAUAUUCUUCUUCACCUAAUGAUUUUAGGUCAAAAAAUGCUCAAUUACUUAGAAGUCGAUCGUCUAGAGCUGCUACUGCUACAAUUUCCGCUAUUAACAAGGUCAUCAACAUUGUUAAGUUCUUACCCUUUGCCUCUGUGAAAUCUCCUUCCAUUUUCCCCAGAAGCAUUUCAAGAAAACUAUCAAGGAAGACUAAUAACUACAAGAAAAGUCAAAAACCUAGUAAUAACAUUGACCAAAAUGUCUCGGUCCCAGUCAAAGUCAAAGACAUCCUACGAUGGAAAUCAUUUAGAGACUUGGUUGAGGAGAAGUCUACACCGUUAGAUUCUUCUUAUUCACCAUAUAGGUGCGCUACAACAACCACUACCACCAGCACCACCACUACAAGCAGCAAGAGAACAAGUUGGUUUGAUAGUGAUUUUACUGCGGAGGAUUUACCGUCAUGGUGGGGUGAAAAUGGUGAAUUUUUGGGUGAAUUAGAAGAUGGGAUGAACAAGGUUGGUAGAAAGAAUAUACUCGAGGAAAGUAGCACUGUCGGUGGGUAUUGCAUGGGAACCACAAAAUCAAUCAAUAAGGAAGAGUUAUGCUUUGAUGAGAAUGAUCAGCACAGCCCAGUUUCAGUUCUUGAAUCUCCAUUUCAAGAAGAUGAUGAAGAAGGAAUUAUGGCCUUCUCUUUCCACCGAAACCUUGCUAAUUUAGACAAAAGGAAAAGCAUGCUCAUGGAAAGAAUUCAACAAUUUGAGAGUCUUGCAGAAGAAAACACCAGCUUUAAAGAAGAAGAAGAACUAAAAGAAGAUGAAGAAAUUGAAGAAAAGGCAAAGCAAUUAUUGAUAAAUUUGAAAGAGAUGGAAGAUUGUGAAGCAAACUAUAUGGAUGAUGAUCAGCUUCUCUUUGAAUUCUUUUGGAAUGAAUUGAUUACAAGUAGAAAGGUUCAAAACAAUGUUGAUGAAAAACUAAUGAGAGAAGCAAAAUCUUGGAUCAACGGUGAUUACAAUGGGGAAUUUGAAUGGGAGAUUGAGGAUAAAAGAGACGCCUACAUAAAGGACAUGGAAAGAGUGGCAAAGUGGAACAAGUUUGAAGAGGAAAAACAAGAGUUAACCUUGGACUUGGAGUUUGAAGUGUUUAAUGAUUUGAUCCGUGAAGUCUUGGAAGAUGUUUUUUCUCGUAAUUGUUAGAUCAUAUUUUAAUAGAAUUAGAACAAGGAAUUUCGAAAGAAUUCCAUGUAUAUUAACAUGUGCAGAACAUGUUAUAUAUACAAGUGAAUUAUAGACCGGUUAGACACUAUUUUCUACGACUUAUGUAUAGUACUAGUUAUAAAGCCCAGUAUUUUUCAAAAUUCGUAGACAACAAAUUAUGUUUCUCUUCCGAUCAACGAAAGAGGAGUAAGUAUAACAGUAAUGGAACUUCUUGUUUUCUUG